AUGAUGUCGCUGUCUGAUUCCACGCUCGUGAAGCUCAAGGUCUCGAGCGAGGCCCGCCAGGCGGAAGAGAACCGCAUCGACCAGCGCAAGCGCAACUUGAUGGUGCUUAUCCUGGACCAUCUGCAGACACACGGCUAUCUCGACACCGCCGAUCGGCUCCAAAACGAGGCCAACAUUUCCGCCAGCAAGGUCACCGCCGCCGACAACAUCGAUCUGCUCAACAUCCUGCAGGAAUAUGAGUCGUUCUAUGUCAUCAAGUUUGGCCGCCCACCCAAACUCACCCGCAAAGUGGCCUCCGACGACCCAAAGCGACGGACACCCCCGCCGCAGCGUCCAAAGCCGACCUUGGACGAUCUGCCUCGCUAUCGCAACCAGAGCGAAGAUGGAGCCGGGAGCGCCUCGUCGGCUCCUCUCCCAAAGAUCGGAACUGGCUCGCGACAGAGUCUGCGACAGGAUCCGAAAGACAAGGCACGAUCUGGCCCACCUUCUUCCAAGAAGCCUGAGGGCACCAGCGAGUCUGGCCUCGACGGCGUGGUCGGGACAAUGGCAACGAUGACUAGUCACAAAAAGGACAAGGACGCUCCGAUGCCACAGCCGACCAAGGAGGCGCCCGACGACGAUCUCUAUGCCGAUAAGCUCCUGAAACCGCUCCCAGACUUUGGCGGCUCCGAGUUUCGGGAGCUUGCCACCAUCAUCACUCGCGAUAUUUUCAUGCAAAACCCCAAUGUGCGAUUCACCGACAUUGCCGGUCUUUCAGACUCAAAGCGACUGCUGAAGGAGGCAGUGGUCUAUCCAAUGCGCUAUCCAGAACUAUUUACAGGGCUGCUGACACCGUGGAAGGGCAUUCUGCUCUAUGGGCCGCCUGGAACAGGAAAGACCAUGCUCGCCAAAGCAGUGGCAACAGAGUGCCGUACCACGUUCUUCAACAUAUCGGCGUCCUCGAUCGUCAGCAAGUGGAGAGGGGACUCUGAGAAACUCGUCCGGGUGUUGUUUGAGCUUGCACGAUAUCACGCGCCAUCAACCAUAUUUCUGGACGAAAUCGAGAGCAUCAUGAGUCAGAGAACGAGCGACGGCCAGGAACAUGAGGGCAGCCGCCGCAUGAAAACCGAGCUGCUGAUCCAGAUGGAUGGGCUCGCCAAAACCAACAGCCAGAUCUUCUUCCUCGCCGCGACCAAUAUGCCGUGGGAUCUGGACGUUGCCAUGCUGCGUCGACUGGAAAAGCGGGUAAUCGCUGGCCACGAUCCGUCCGGGGCUCAUGUGUUCAAGACCCGACACUCUUCCAAGCCAAAGUUUGGGCACACACUGCCUCUGACACUCGUCGUCGUCCCUCCAACACAGAUUCUCAUCGACUUGCCAGACCCCUCCGCACGCGCGACCAUGUUUCGCCACUACUUGCCAUCGGGGCAGCGGGACAGCUUUGACAGCUUGAUCGUGUCCGAAUCGCUCGACUACGAAAGUCUGGCAACGCAGACAGAUGGAUACUCUGGAUCCGAUAUCAGGCUGGUGUGCAAAGAAGCUGCGAUGCGACCGCUGCGGCUGCUGUUUGAGCAACUCGAUACCGACGGAAACAAGGAUGAUUCAAACUCAUCCACAAGUACAUGCCAGAGGGCGGAUUUUUACAAAUUAAGAAGACCGAUUGAGAUGGAGGACGUCGAGCUUGCAAUCCAGUCCACCAAGUCGACCUCGACCGAAAAGCUUCAGGGGGCAUAUGAGCGCUGGCAGAAAGACUUUGGCUCUGUUUGAGGACCACUCAUGCGAGCACGCGGGACGGACCCAUCCCAUCAUGGAGCGGGCCCAUCUCAUAGAUAGUGCGGACUCAUCUCGGCAUGCAAUACAUGAGCACUCGACCGAU
Molecule: messenger RNA, 1852 nt
Organism: Polychytrium aggregatum
Lineage: Eukaryota; Fungi; Chytridiomycota; Chytridiomycetes; Polychytriales
Product: P-loop containing nucleoside triphosphate hydrolase protein
Exons: 14
Coding region: 1-1743 (580 amino acids)
Molecular function (GO): ATP binding; protein binding; ATP hydrolysis activity
Source: RefSeq, a predicted model, not a curated record